AUGAGCCUCGGACGUGUGAGGGAAACCACGACUGGGGUACAGCGCGUGCGCAGAGCCAGGAUCGCAAUUACGAUCCCUCUUCUGCGGUCGUUCUGGUUACCCCAGAACUUUGGGGGCGGAGGCUAAACCUGGGGCCAGGUCCUGACCAAGCAGAGGCCCUCCCCAUGACCGCCUCGGGCUUCCUCCGUUUUCCUGCACCGCUGACCAGGAGGUGCUUGAUGCCAUGGGGACUCUGGCUCGGGGAGAGGCCAGCCUUGUUAUCCCCAGGACCAGCAGUCACUGCGGCCCAGAUGGCAGGCAGGAAGGACCACCCCACUCUGCUCCCCCUGGAUGAGAGUGAACUUGAAGAGCAGUUUGUGAAAGGACAUGGUCCGGGGGGCCAGGCCACCAACAAAACCAACAACUGCGUGGUGCUAAAGCACAUCCCUUCUGGCCUCGUCGUCAAGUGCCAUCAGACAAGAUCCGUCGAUCAAAACAGAAAGCUAGCUCGGCAAAUCCUACAAGAGAAAGUGGACGUCUUCUACAAUGGUGAAAACAGUCUUGUUUACAAAGACAAGCGAGAGGCAGAGAAGAAGAAGCAAGAAAGGAAGAAAAGAGCAAAGGAAACCCUAGAAAAAAAGAAACUACUGAAAGAACUCUGGAAAUCAAGUCAAAAUGUCCCGGGAGAGAAAAGUAAAGAUUCUGACUGAAAGAAAGCCAGUUCCAUCACCAGUGUCAUUUACAGAGCUUUGAAAGCAGUCGGUUUGACAGAUUUAAGAGACAUGAAAUUUUUUAAAUGGCAGACUAAACUGUGGUGACGAGAGGUGCACACUUCGAGAGUAAAACUGAAAGAAACAAGGAAGUCACUACUGUCAAAGAGCACUGGCUAUUUAGGGGGAGAAAAGAGGUUGUCAUUUGGAGGUGGCACUUGGAGGGGGCGCUUCAAGGGUGGCUGACGGUUGUUUCUUGAUUUGGGCAGUAGUUAGAAGGAUGUCGCCUUAUUUCUUUAAGAUGUACAUGUGUGUGAUUGUAUCUUAUCAAAGGUUACAAAUAAAACUAUUUUUUGAAAAAAGGUCCAUUUUUACGGAGAACUAUAGAAUUGAGACAAACAGUAAUAGCAUUUAGUGUUACCCUGUCAUCUGCUGGGAGGUCAUUGCUCAGUGAGUUAGAUGUCAGUUAAUGUCACAGUAAGAGAAUAAAAGCGAAAACAAGAUGGCAAAAAAGUUACAAGUGAGUUAUUUCCCCAUUAGCUUAUUAGACUAUGUGACCAAGUGGAAACACACGUAUCAUUCCCUGUAGGUUGAUUUACAAGUAGGUUUAUAAGAGAUGAGUUUCCAGAAACCUGAUUGGUUCUUGAAUUUGCUGGGUACCAUCACUCAAGCUGGAUUUGACCUUACAGUUGUUUGGGCUUUUUUAAGGCAUGGUUAAUGCCUGGCUUGUUAGAACACGUGGAGUCCACACAUAAAACCAGUAGGGAAGAAACGCAUGAGGUGAGAAAGGCCACUGCCAGACACAGGGCCUGCCCCGCCUCAUUGUGAAGAUCAGACCAUUCAGGGCGUGCAUCCAAAUCAAUUGACCUGUCAGGCAGCCAGUUACAGCUCCUCACCUUGGAGUGACCUGGUUUGAAGCUUAAGCGCUCUAGCAAGGCUCUCUAGACCUCUGGUGGCAGUGAGCUGAGCCCGUCCACAUUCCAAGCUCCAUUCAGAAGGCAGCCAGGUGAAGUACCUGGAAUAGUACACAAGGAACCAGUGAGAUGGAAAGCUGCAGGCAGACAGGAGGGACAGGCUUCACUUUGUCUCUUCUUGUACCUUUUUAAAUUUCCUGUCGUGUGCAUGACGGAGACACAGACAAGCCCACUUCCUAGAAGCCAUUUCUACAGCUUUCGACCUGUCAUGGCUGGGACUGCCUCAUGCCGGUGAAACUAACCGUAUGCCCCCGCCAAAGCGAACCAACCGUCACCCUAUGGGGAUCUGUGCCUAAGGUAUAUGGUCAAAGUCACCUCAAAAGCCCCUUGGAAGGCACCACUCAGACUCAACACAUCCAGCGGAACCUGGUGUUUUCCCGGCACCAGAGCUGGUAAUUCAGUGAACACGAGACCAAGUAGCUCGCUUGAGUUCAGCAGCCGCACUGUACUGUAUUUCUUUCCUGGCGUGCGCUUAUGUCUGCUGCAGUUGAAAUACACCACAAGGCAACUUCUGACCAACAAACACAUUCUCUCCCCAGCACGUUGUGUUCAUGACAUCAUCACAAAACGUUCCUGGGUCAGGUGGGAAGAGACCAACCUUGAGGGGAGGUCUCUCCCACCUCUCCCCGAGGAGCUGAGUUUUAAAAUACCACUUGAUUCAAGGAACCGACAUUUCAAUACAAAUUGUUAAUGAAAAUAAGCUUUAUUACAUCAAGUAAUAAAUACAUACAAAGAUGCAAACAGUGUUAGUCAUUUUCUUCCAGAUGUUUGGAUCAACUUACAGGAAAGGCAGAACUGAAAUCUACAUACAGUCUUAGGAAAAGUUUCAAGGGUCCUUGUUAGGUUUGGUAAGUUGCUCUUUCUUCUGUAUUUAUAACUUGUGCAUUUUUUAUAUUGACUUCAGAGCACUAAUAGUCAUGCAAAUGCUUAAGCAAAAAAGAAGUUACAUUAAGCAGAAUCUAUACUGUAUGGCAAACGGGACCGGCUACUAAGUAAAGCGUGCUGUCGGUAUGCACUAAAAAAAACCCCUCCGAGUUGUAUUAGCUUAUGGAAAAAAAAAA
This is a messenger RNA of Hipposideros armiger (great roundleaf bat), 2724 nucleotides long. It is a transcript of the gene MTRFR, whose product is annotated as mitochondrial translation release factor in rescue. Gene Ontology annotation, cellular component: mitochondrion. The transcript is spliced from 3 exons. Bases 165 to 689 code for a protein of 174 amino acids. Lineage: Eukaryota; Metazoa; Chordata; Mammalia; Chiroptera; Hipposideridae. Gene Ontology annotation, molecular function: translation release factor activity. Gene Ontology annotation, biological process: translational termination. The record is from RefSeq and is a predicted model, not a curated record.